ACUCAGCAAUUCAGUCUGCGAGUUUUUCACCGAUUUUUUGCAUCUUCGCCGUAUAGGUCCCUCUUCCAUCCCCCUUGCCAAUAUUUGCUCCUAUCUUUUGGCUUAUUGGAGCAGAGAAGCCCGCCUUGGUAUUGGCUCUGGAGCAGACUCCGAGAACCAUGGAAUCGAAGAACUGAGGAAUCGUGGAAUCGAGGAACCGGCACUAAGCUAAUUUGGCCUUGGUGGGAAGAGCACAGGACUGAACGGAGCCCACGAAUGGACAUAGAACAAAGGCAGCAGCCACCACGAGGAGGGUUCGUUCGAGCUCACACGUACGGUUUUACGAGGGAUUCGACAGUUUCCCAAGGAGGACUCCAGACACGAUUCGUGAACGCGAGAUGCAUUCUGGCUGAGAAACGAGAUGGGAAUCCGAUAGAAGCCGAAUGUGAACUACCGGAACGUUACCGGGUUUCGCCUAUUUCCUUUCCCAUCCUCAACUAUUCCCAACUACCUCCAGCAGCCACCUUGGAAACGAUCUCCAGCUCUUAUCCGUCCGAGUCCGGUGAGAUUCGACUUUAUUCGAGAAAUCUUUAAGUGUUGUGACUCACUAGUUCCUGGAACGAUGUCCAAUAAAUUUCGGUAAUCAAGGCGUCGCCGCAAUGACAAUUCCUCUGGCAUUUGUCAUUUUUCCUUACCAUCCUUAUCUUCCUUAAUUCGUUGAGCCAUCAGUCUCCAGGUGUAACGGAGAAAAGCAC
Cephus cinctus (wheat stem sawfly) is the source of this 734-nucleotide messenger RNA. RefSeq lists its product as uncharacterized. NCBI's taxonomy places the organism in Eukaryota, Metazoa, Arthropoda, Insecta, Hymenoptera, Cephidae. The coding region runs from base 256 to 573 and encodes 105 amino acids. The transcript has 3 exons. The record is from RefSeq and is a predicted model, not a curated record.